CCAUUCGAACGGGGGAAAAAAGGAGCAACUGCAGGCGCCCAAAUUUCCCCCGAAUUAUCGGGGAUUUCUCAUUAGGGUUUCUUUACACUGCCUCUGUUCUUUGCUCUCCAACUUCCACUUCCAAAUGGUGCGCUCGGGCGGUGCUAGGUUGGUGUACUGGUUCGCCCGACGGUCUCUGGGCACCAAGAUCAAUGAUUCAUUGAACCAUGGAAGCCGCAGGGGAUUUGUUUCCCGAUUCUGCAAUUCUUCCCGGAUUUUGGGAUUGGAAAAUUCAGACAGCGGUAACGUGAAACGAAAUGACGGACGGUGGGGCGGAUUUGUACAUUGCAAUUGGAGGCCUACGAGGUCCUUCCAUGGAACAGCGUCAAUGCAUAUGGCUUCAAGGGACUACUAUGAUGUACUUGGAGUGAGCAAGAAUGCGAGUGCAUCAGAAAUUAAGAAAGCUUACUAUGCGCUUGCAAAGAAGCUACAUCCCGAUACAAACAAAGAAGAUGCUGAUGCAGAGGCCAAGUUUCAAGAAGUUCAAAAAGCUUACGAGGUUCUAAAAGAUGAGGAAAAACGGUCUCUCUAUGACCAGGUUGGUCAUGAUGCAUUUGAGCAACAUGCUACCGGAGGUGGUGGUCCUGGUGGCUUUGAUGGUCCAUUUGGAGGUUCUGGAUUCCCAUUUGAGGACUUGUUUAACCAAGAUUUCAUGAAUAUCUUUGGACGGAGGAACUUUGGGGGGAAAGAUGUUAAGGUUUCUCUUGAACUAUCUUUCAUGGAAGCUGUUCAAGGGUGCACCAGAACUGUGACAUUUCAAACUGAUGUACCCUGUGACACUUGUGGUGGAAGUGGUGUACCUCCUGGGACAAGACCUGAAACAUGUAGACCCUGUAGGGGCUCUGGAAUGAUAUUUAUGCAAAAAGGCCCAUUUAGGUUGCAGACAACUUGUACACAUUGUGGUGGAACUGGGAAAACUGUAACGAAUUUCUGCAAGUCAUGCAAAGGAGAACGUGUUGUGAGAGGAUCGAAGUCAGUCAGAUUGGAUGUAACUCCAGGAGUUGAUGAUAACGAAACCAUGAAAGUAUAUAGAAGUGGUGGAGCAGAUCCUGAAGGCAAUCAACCCGGUGAUCUUUAUGUUACAAUUAAGGUCCGAGAAGACCCUGUUUUUCGGAGAGAAGGUCCUGACAUCCAUGUUGAUGCUGUUCUUAGUGUCAGUCAGGCAAUUCUAGGAGGAAACAUCCAGGUCCCUACUCUCACAGGCAAUGUUGUUCUCAAGGUCCGCCCAGGCACCCAACCUGGUCAGAAGGUUGUACUGAAGAAAAAAGGAAUUAGAACAAGGAGCUCCGCCUCAUAUGGGGAUCAAUAUGUGCAUUUCAUUGUCAGCAUUCCAACGAAUUUGACUGAGAGACAGCGUAUGCUGAUGGAAGAGUUUGCCAAGGAGGAGAAGGGAGAAUAUGAUAAAGAUGCUGCUGCUGCUGCUGCUGCUGUUGGAGCAUCUGGCUGAGUAGAAUGAACAAUGCCCAGUAGCUCAAAUUUUUGUAGGAGAGGUUUCUAUUCAUCUUUUCUUUACUUUUGUGCAAUAUGUAUUUUAUUCAUCCUCAUAUAAUUGUUAUUCUUGCAUCACAUUAAAUUCUCAAGGAUGAAAUAGGUUCACAAAUUUCAGAGUCGAGAGCUAAUAAUGUACAUAUAGUUUACAUGUUUUCACAAGGAAGAGAUAAUAUGUCAUCCGCAGAUGUUUUACUUUUACCUUACAUUUUCUUGAUUUGAUGAAGUAGGGGAAAUUGCUUUUGUUUAUCUGAC
Nelumbo nucifera (sacred lotus) is the source of this 1782-nucleotide messenger RNA. RefSeq names its product chaperone protein dnaJ GFA2, mitochondrial-like. Gene Ontology annotation, biological process: protein refolding; response to heat. Gene Ontology annotation, molecular function: ATP binding; heat shock protein binding. NCBI's taxonomy places the organism in Eukaryota, Viridiplantae, Streptophyta, Magnoliopsida, Proteales, Nelumbonaceae. Gene Ontology annotation, cellular component: cytoplasm. The record is from RefSeq and is a predicted model, not a curated record.